AUGGUUGAAGUCUCCGCGGCAAUCCAUAUGUUGCAAGGCGGUGUCAUCAUUGCCGAAUCGCGAUGGACUGUGGAGGUAUGAAAAAAAAAUAAUUUUCGAAUAGGUUUUGUUUACAUGUGAGCAGGACCGCCAGGAUUACCGACUGGCCCAGUCACAGUUUUCAGCAACUACGACCUGAAGGUAUGGAAACUGCAGCGACAACCUUCAGGAGAAUUUGCCAAGAAGCACAGACGGCACACUUUUUUAGUGGCCAUGGCAGUGACCUUGAUGGAAAGACAGUGCUGGCGGCCAUCGAUUAACAUUACGGCGGAAGAAAUGGAAACUGCAGCGAGAACCUUCCGGAGAAUUUGCGAAGAAGCACAGACGGCACUUUUUUUUUUAGUGGCCAUGGCAGUGACCUUGAUUUCAAGACAGUGCUGGCAGCCGUCGAUUACAUGUAUGAUGGGAAAAUGGGAACGUCUGCAGCAAGCCUUUAUCUGGAAGCAAUGGCGGCAGCAGAGCGGAAGAUUGUUCUUCUAAAAUUUUAAAUUGCUAAGUAGGUCACCAACAACGCCAAUAGAUCCCAUAUUGGAAGGAGAGUUAAAGAUCAAAGAAAAAAACGUUAUAUAGUGGCUUGGUAAGCAUUCUAUAGAGUGUUUGCAUGUUUACAAUCGAAAGUGUCAAAGAAAGCAUAUAAUAUCUUGCAGCAAUGAGGCGCCCAAAACGCCCACGCUACACCCCUGCCAAAGAUGGUUUUGGAAUAUAAUGUUGAGUGUUUUUUAAUUACAUUGUGUGUAUUUAGGAGCAAAGGUUGCAUUGGUGAUAGCCAAUUACAAGUAGAAACCAUAACACCUUUAAACACGCCAAGCAAGCGUGCUGUCAAUUACGGAAAAAAUGGUGAAGAUGGGAUUGAAGGUAUGACAAGAUGAAAUACGAAAACGAGGCUCCAGGUCAUGACCCUAUAUUAUAAAGAGUGAUAUUUUUUAAAAAAGUUUAACAUUUCUUUUUCAGUAAAAAAAUUAAUUAAAAAUAAAUUGGAAGUAAAUAAAUUAAAAUAAAAAAUAAGUGAAAUGAAAAAUAAAGUGGCCAGACAAGGCUAUCGGCCGUGGACUUUGACGGCACAAUCGAAAGUGUCAAAGAAACCACGCAUCUUGCAGCAAAAUGGAGCGUCCAAAACGCCCACGCUACACCCCUGCCAAAGAUGGUUUUGAAAUAUAAUGUGGAGUGUUUUUUUUAAUUACAUGGCGUGUUAUUUAGGAGCAAAGGUUGCAUUAGCGAUCGCGAACAACCAACUGUACAAACGCCUACCCACAUUAGAAACACCAACAUACGUGGUUUUGUUGGCCACAAAAUUGGUGGAAAUGGGAUUCAAGGUUCAUAUGACAUUAACAUGA
Molecule: messenger RNA, 1373 nt
Organism: Paramuricea clavata
Lineage: Eukaryota; Metazoa; Cnidaria; Anthozoa; Malacalcyonacea; Plexauridae
Source: the annotation of a GenBank genome assembly